AUGUUUAAUAAAAAAUUUAAAAAACAAGUUUCUAUUUCUUUUCAAGAUCAGGAUAUUAAAGAAUAAAACAAUAAUACUACAACAUCCAAUAUGAAUUAAACAAAGAAACCUAAAAAUUGGUUGAACUAUGAUGAUGAAGAAAAUACUGAUUAAAUUAAAAAAUAUGUGAGAUUAGACAAUAAACCAUUAGUAGAAGUUUAAAAAGAUGUUAUUUAAAUAGAGAAUUAUGAAUAUUUAAAGGAGUUAGAAGAAGAAAAUAGGAUGAACAAUUACUUAGCUAAAAAAAGUUUGGAAAAUGUAGAGGAAAUCAAUAUCAUAGAUUUAGAAAAUGAUGGAAUUUAUGAAGGUGAUUUAAAGAGAAAUUAACAUCAAUAAAAUGUUAUAAUAAUAGAUGAAACAGAUAAUAACUUAAUUACAGAUAUGGAUAACAAAAGAAUGAAUAUGAUAGGUAUAGCCAAAUAAUAGAAGCUUUUUUAUGAACAUAAUUCAGAUGAUGAAGAAUUUAAUAGAUUUGAGAAAAAUAUUAUUAAAUCAAAUAAAGUUUCAUAUGAUUAUGCUAAUAAUGGUUUUAAGACUUUUAAUUUUAAUGACUCAUAAUAAAUGCAUUAUUGUAGUUUUAUGGAUAAUUUUUCAUAAAUAAAUUUAGAAUCAAUAAUUGGAAAUCUAUAAACUAUAAUAUCUUAAGAGAUUUUCAAAAGAGAUAGAUUACAAAAGGAAGUAGAAAGAUCUACAUCAGCUAUUCAUUCAAGUGAGAUGUUAAUUAAGACUUGGUAAGAAUAGAAUUAAGAGUUAUAAAAAUAAUUAAGAGAUUUUGAAUUAGUAAAUGAAUAUUUUCAAUGUUUUAAUGAUAUGGCAAAAUAGAAAGUAAGAAUAUAUAAUUAAUAUUAGAUACCAACUUUAUUUAAAUUAUAUGAUGAAUUUGAUGAAAUGCGUGAUGAAUAUUAUAAUUUGAUUGAAGCAAGAAUUGAAGAAUAAGAAUUAAUAUUUUCUGAAUUAUUUUAGGGAUUACCAAAUGAAAUUAUUCUCAAUUAUGCUAAAGAUAUUUGUUUACAUAUGGAUGAUGUAGAUGAAGAAUAUGCAGAUUUAGAAAAGAUAUGUGAGAAUUACUUUAAUGUAAUGUUUGUUGUACCUAAUGCUAAAGUCUUAUAGCCAAUAUUUGAUUAUCAUGUUUUAGUAAGAUUUAUUGAAUUGUAUUGUGAAAAUAUGGAUGAUUGUGAAUCUGAUUUAUUUGAAGGUUUAGUCUCUGAUAAAUCUUUAUUAUGUUAAUUGAUAAUGUAAUGUAGAUUUAUUAAAGGAUUAUUAACAUUAAAUCCAAUUCAAACCAAAUUUAUUUAACAAUUUUUUAGAUCAAUUUUAAAACAUACAUAUUAAUUUUUAAAAUAAUCUAAUGCAGAAGAAGCACAAUAAUGUUUGAAUUAUAUUAAAUCAUUACUUGAUUCAGUAUUAAAAUCAAUAUACAAAAAACCUUGUAUAUAUGGACCAUAGAUAGUUGAAUACUUAAAUUUAAUGAAAGAUAUUCUACCUAAAGAUACACUUGAAAAGUUAAUUAAAAAUUUUUAAUGA
Messenger RNA from Paramecium pentaurelia, 1563 nucleotides. Lineage: Eukaryota; Ciliophora; Oligohymenophorea; Peniculida; Parameciidae. The record is from the annotation of a GenBank genome assembly.